This is a messenger RNA of Eruca vesicaria subsp. sativa (arugula), 1602 nucleotides long. The record is from the annotation of a GenBank genome assembly. NCBI's taxonomy places the organism in Eukaryota, Viridiplantae, Streptophyta, Magnoliopsida, Brassicales, Brassicaceae.
AUGGCAACCGCGGCGUCUCUUUCCCUGAAACCGCCGGCGAGAUUCUUAUGCGGCGGAGAUCGGCGAAAGAGAACCGCAGCUGGAUUCUCAGUCGCACGAGCUUCUCAAGGAAACAAGUUUCAUGAGAGCAUGGUUCGUCUCUCUGCCUCGACUGUUCUUAUCCUCGGUUUAAGCCUCCGCGUCUGCUCUCCGGCCUCCGCUAGAUUACCUCCGCCAGUAAUCUCUACUCAAUCAGUUACACAGAAUGAAAUCGAGUCAGAAACUGUAGUCGUUGAAGAUGAAGAGAGAAGACUGGAAGCAGAGUUCGAAGCGUACAAGGCUAAAGUGUACUCUCUGACCGUACCGCUGAAACUCGCUGCCUUGCGUGGUUCGGUGCCACCUUCAUGGAUCAAGGAGUUCAUUAGCUCACAAGGGAAGAGAGUGAGGUUAAAGACGAGGUUCUUGGCAAAUCUUGAAGACAUUUUCUUUGAUCUAUCGAAGCCUAGUAUUAACAAAGGGAAGAAAGGUUCUACUGAUAUGAUCAGCCUUGGUGAUUCUUGGCUUAGUUUUGCAAUCAAGGAGAAGCUUAUUGAGCCGAUGAAGGGUGUAGAGGAUCAAGACUGGUAUAAAGGCUUGAGUGAUAAAUGGAAGGUUUAUCUCCGCAGGAACUAUGUUGGAGAGCAAGCUCCUGACGGUGAAAUGUGGGCUGUUCCAUACCGAUGGGGCACCAUGGUUAUAGCAUACAAGAAGAGCAAGUUUCAGCAGUAUAAAUUGGCUCCAGUACAGGACUGGGAGGAUCUGUGGCGACCCGAGCUUGCAGGGAGGAUCUCAAUGGUGAAUUCUCCUAGGGAGGUUGUUGGUGCUGUACUCAAAUACAUGGGAGCAUCAUACAACACCACAGACCUGGAUUCACAAGUUACGGGUGGAAGAAUCGCUGUGGAGAAGAACCUGGCAUCGCUUAUGAAACAGGCAAUCCCAGCUAUAUCUAACUCUGGUAAAGAAGUUGAAGCGCUAGGAGGACGAGUCCGAGGCCCAUCUCCAUUAAUCCACCAGUGGAUAGAGUUCUGCUUGCAACCCGCAAGAUCAUUACCCUUCACAAGGGAAGUGAUCCCAGGUGCGUCUCCUUCAGCUAUUGAGGGUCCCCUGGUUAGAGAACCUGAAGAAACAAAGAAAAGCAGAGCAAAACUGGACACGAACCUCGUCUCGGGUGUUCCUCCUCCAGAGAUCUUGUCUAAGUGUGAGUUCUUGGAACCUUUACCAGAGGCUACGCUAUUGAAAUACAGGCUUCUGAUCGAUACUGUACGGAAACAAAGAGACGGACAUGGCCUUAAGGAGAAGCUUCAGGACAUUUUUUCGAGUUUAAGGACAAAGCUUCACUCUCAGAUGAAGACAAACACUUAAAGAGACUUGUCAACAACAAAAAAAUGGAUACAUAAUCAAUUGUAUGAUUACAUAGAGCAACUUCCUUUGGAAAACUAGGUCACAUACCAUGUAACUCGGUCAAAGUAUAUUUUUAUAAGGGUCGACAAUCAAUUUCCCCACGAGAAGUAUCGUAUAACACCAAAUGUUCAUGAAACUAUGACCCCGUUCUAUUUAUCCCUGAGAAUAAAGUUUGCAAUCUAU